Messenger RNA from Pseudophryne corroboree (corroboree frog), 939 nucleotides. Its product is annotated as olfactory receptor 1G1-like. The record is from RefSeq and is a predicted model, not a curated record. Gene Ontology annotation, molecular function: G protein-coupled receptor activity; olfactory receptor activity. Bases 1 to 939 code for a protein of 312 amino acids. NCBI's taxonomy places the organism in Eukaryota, Metazoa, Chordata, Amphibia, Anura, Myobatrachidae. Gene Ontology annotation, cellular component: plasma membrane. Gene Ontology annotation, biological process: G protein-coupled receptor signaling pathway; detection of chemical stimulus involved in sensory perception of smell. The transcript has a single exon.
AUGGAGAACAAGACUUAUAUUACAGGAUUCAACUUGGUGUCAUUUUCCACAAAAUCUGGAUAUACAUUAUUAACUACCAGCGUGUUUUUCUUCUUCUAUGUGUUUGGAGUGAUCAUCAAUUCUAGUAUAAUUACAGUGAUAUAUAUUGAUAAAAAGUUACACUCCCCCAUGUACCUAUUUCUCUGUAAUCUGGCCUUAGUAGAUAUCUGUUAUACAACCACUACUGUCCCUAAACUACUGCACAUGUUAUUAUCAGGAGAUAAUGCAGUGUUCUUCAUACAAUGCUUCACCCAGAUGUACUUUUAUAUUUUAGCUGGUGGUGUAGAAGAUAUUCUAAUAUUCAUUAUGGCAUAUGACCGAUAUGUUGCUAUAUGUGAUCCUUUACACUAUCACUAUAUCCUAAACAAGAAAAACUGUCUACUUUUGGCAUCUGGCACUUGGAUAGUAGGAUUAUUAAACUCGUUUCUGUUUACAAUUCAAGCCUCACAUAUGUUCUUCUGCCAUUCACAUACUAUACACCAGUUUUUCUGUGAAGCUAAAGCUCUGAUUGACAUCUCCUGUGGUGGCAGUGAAGACAUUUAUAUUGUCGUCUAUCUUGAUUUUUUGAUAUUAGGACUUUUCCCAGCAAUGUUCAGUGUGAUAUCUUAUAUAAAAAUUAUCAGGGUCAUCUUGCAGAUAAAAUCUAAGCAUGGUAGAAAGAAAGCCUUCUCCACCUGCUCAUCCCACCUCACCGUUGUCAUUAUGUACUAUAUGACAGGUUUGUCUGUGUACAUGAUGCCACCAUCACAAUACUCCAAUGUCCUAGAACCAGUCUUUACAGUAGUGUACACAGUUGUCACACCUAUGAUAAACCCUCUGAUCUACAGUCUACGGAAUAAAGAUGUAAAAAUGACUCUGCUGAGUUUACUGGGGAAACAAUUAAGAGUUAAAAAUGUUUAG